GCACUUCUGUACUGUUGUCUUUCACGAGAAAAAACCAGAGCACCUUGGUAUGGAAGAAGAGACGAAAGCUGGUCCUCCUCACGUUCUAAUCUUUCCCUUUCCGGUACAAGGACAUGUCAACUCCAUGCUCAAGCUAGCGGAGCUUCUUGCCCAUGCCGGUCUUCACAUCACCUUUCUCAACACCGAUCACAACCACGAUCGUCUCGUUCGUUACAGUGCCGAUAACCUUGCCCGUUUCUCAGGCUUUCCUGGAUUCCAAUUCAAGAUCAUCCCUGACGGCCUUCCAGCAGAUCACCCAAGAGCCGGUGAGCGCGUCAUGGAGAUGUUCAAUAGCUUGAAUUCGGUAACCAAACCACUUUUUAAAGAGAUGUUGUUUACGGAUCAUGAAUUGCAAUCGAUUCCGGGCAGUAAUAGACGGGCAGUGAGUUGCAUCAUAGCUGAUGGGAUCCUGAGCUUUGCUAUUGAUGUUGGCAACGAGCUUGGCAUUCCUGUCAUUCAUUUCCGUACCAUCGGUGCUUGCUCCUUCUGGGCUUACUUUUGCAUUCCAGAUUUGGUUGAAGCGGGAGAGCUUCCCAUUACAGGAAACGAAGACAUGGAUCGCAUUCUAAAGAGGGUGCCAGGAAUGGAAACUUUUAUCCGGUGCCGCGACCUUCCAAGUUUCUGCCGAACCAGAAAUAUUCUAGCAGACCCGAAUCUCCAACUAUUUGUGGAUCAGACCAGACAGACCCCCGGAGCUCGAGCACUGAUACUAAACACGUUUGAAGAGCUAGAAGGGCCUGUACUUUCCCAUAUUCGUACACAAUGUCCCCAAAUCUAUACCAUCGGACCCCUCCACGCACUCGUCAAAUACAGAUCAGUUGGGUCCAAAACUACCUCGUUGCAGUCUCAGUCUUUGAACAGCCUCUUCGAGGUGGACAGGAACUGCAUGACGUGGCUCGACGCUCAGCCAUUGAAGUCGGUAAUCUACGUGAGCUUUGGAAGCAUUAAAAAAAUGACAAAUGAGGAGAUGAGGGAGUUUUGGUAUGGUUUGGUUAAUAGCAAGAAGCGAUUCCUGUGGGUCAUACGACUGGACAUGGUGGACGGGAAAGAUGGAGGCGACGAUGAUCAGAUUCCAUCCGAGCUGGCAGAAGGGACAAGAGAGAGGGGAUACAUAGCGGAUUGGGUCCCACAAGAGGAGGUCCUGGCCCACCAAGCCAUAGGUGGGUUUUUUACCCACAGUGGGUGGAACUCGACGUUGGAGAGCAUCGUGGCUGGGGUGCCAAUGAUAUGCUGGCCCUGCUCUGCUGAUCAGCAACCGAACAGCAGGUUUGUGAGUGAGGUUUGGAAGCUUGGGAUGGACAUGAAGGAUGUUUGCAAUAGAACAGUUGUAGAGAAGAUGGUGAAUGAUUUGAUUGUCGACAGGAGGGAGGAGUUUAUGAAAUCAACGGUGGAGAUGGCUAGGUUGGCAAGAGAAAGUGCGAGUAAAGGUGGGUCUUCGUACUGCAAUUUGGACCGUUUGAUCAAGGAUAUAAGCCUGAUGGGUGUUCGUUCCAAAGAAUAUCUUCCAUCAUCAAUUAAUUAAGUGAGAGCUAUGUAUAUAUCUACGCGAAUGUUGGAUGAAUAGUGUUUUUGUCUAAAAUUUUCUUUUCCAAUUUUGCCUCUGCUUGUAUUUCA
Molecule: messenger RNA, 1653 nt
Organism: Juglans microcarpa x Juglans regia
Lineage: Eukaryota; Viridiplantae; Streptophyta; Magnoliopsida; Fagales; Juglandaceae
Product: 7-deoxyloganetic acid glucosyl transferase-like
Exons: 2
Coding region: 50-1561 (503 amino acids)
Molecular function (GO): UDP-glycosyltransferase activity
Source: RefSeq, a predicted model, not a curated record